This is a messenger RNA of Leptopilina boulardi, 2102 nucleotides long. RefSeq lists its product as uncharacterized. The coding region runs from base 339 to 524 and encodes 61 amino acids. The transcript is spliced from 2 exons. The record is from RefSeq and is a predicted model, not a curated record. NCBI's taxonomy places the organism in Eukaryota, Metazoa, Arthropoda, Insecta, Hymenoptera, Figitidae.
UCCGCUACUUUAUGCUAACUUCUUGAAUCAGUCGAGUCAGUACCUUCGCCUUCACAAGACCGUUGUUCUGUUUUUAAAAUCGUGCUCUCUACUUUUUCAUUAUUAUUAUUAUUAUUAUUAAUGUUUUUUCUUUUUCUCGUUUCGCAUUUAUUCCACAAUCUAUAACACACCUUCACCUUUUCCUGACACCUUCCCUCAACUUUGACCCUAAUUUCGAUUUCUACUUCGACCUCGAUUUUCAUUCGCGACUUUUAUCCGGCACACGCAACAUCCUUGUUGGAAAUCCCAAGAGGUGCCAGGAAGUGCAACAACGUCAAUCACAUAAGCAGACGGUAGAAAUGGAGACCUGGUUGAGUGAAGUUCAACGAGUACGCAUCCCGCGACCGAAAUUCGGUAGCGGAAAUUCCGUUAGACGAUCUAAUUCAACGGUGCAGCACAUCAGGUCUGAGGUUCACGGAAGGCAAGUUCAAGACGUGACUAAAGCAACUGAGGAACUUCGCCAGGCCAUUCAGGACAAGCUCUGAUUCACGAGGAGUCGAGUUGGAUUGUUCUUUAUUUUACUCUGCGUACCUACGUCGCACGUCCUGACAAGCGAGGACACACGCCCCGUAGGUGUGUGACAAACUUGUCGGGACUUCCAUUCAAAAGAGGCACUAUAUGGCAUCGAGAAAACCUCGCCUGAAUCCUUGAUCGCAAAUGGUCCAUAAAUCUUGCAAGUUGAGCACACACACAUACAAACCAACAUAUAUAUAUAUGUAUAUUCAUCAGGAAAACAAAAGGAUAUCAUCAUGGUAAAAAAAAAAUCUGGUGCGGUGUCGUGAUUGUGAUCCAUUAGUCCCACUCGCUUCAACCAUGUACAACUUGUCUUUUUUCUUCAUUCAUUUCUCUCUCAAUCUCUUUUCCUCUAUUUUCCUUUAUCAGACUACCAAUUAAUUCAGAGUGAAUUCCGUCCUUUUGUCCCUCAAUUUUUUUUUUUCCCAUCGUGAGCAAAAAUCAGUCUUUCAGAAAAUUGGGUCAAUUUUUGUAUUUGAACAGAUUUCAUUAUUAGGAAUCGUAUUUUUUUCUAAAAAUUAUUUUUUUAAAUUAAAUUUUUUUCGGACUACGUAAAAGUGUUAUCAGGGAUCCGACCAUUGAAUAUUUUGUAAAUAAUCGUUAUCAUAGAUUAUAGUUUAUUUAGGGAUUUAUUUAUAUAUGUAUCAGGAGAAGAAACAAGUUGAAAUGUCUUUUUUUUUUUAAUUUUCAAUGUAAAUUUUUUUACAUUGUUGGUUUAAAAAAAUGUUUGCUAAUUUAUAACAACAACAAAAAAAUACAUAAUUUAAGGAAAGUUCUAUGUUGCAAUUAUAAAGUACGUCAUAAAGAAAGUUUAUUUAUCUAAAUUUUUUAAAACAACUUUGUUAAAGCCAACUCAAUUUCUUUUUUGAAAUACACCAUAAAAUGUUAUGAAACAAGUAUUGGACUUGUGAUUUUUUUUUCUUUUUUUAAAUUAAUAUCACUUUCUCUCGACUAUUCUGUUAUUGUCAACUUAUAUUACAGGAAACAUAAUUUUGAAAGUUAAAUUGAAAUUUUUAUUAUUUUUUUUCUCGACAUCUCUUUUUACUUUUACUAAACGAAUACUGAUUAAUUAAAUUACUAUAUUUUUAAAAAUGUCCAAUCUUUUUAUAUCAAGAAAAAUUUCCAUUUAAACAAUUUCUUAUAUAAAUCAUUUUAUUUGACAAUUAAGAACAAAAAUUUAUAAGAAAAUAAUAAAAAUAAAAAAUUUUUUAUAAAAUAAUAUAAUAAAAAAUAGCCAAAAAAAAGUUGUUUCUUAAAAUAAAGAUAUCAUUGAAAAAGAUUUAAUCAUAAACAAACCUUUUAAUGGAAAAUAAACUGUUUAAAGAAGAAUAAACAUUUUAAAGAAUAAAAAAAAGAAAAAAAAACGAAUGUCAAUAAAAUUUUACUCGUUAAAGUUCAAACGAAUAUUUUCAACUUGUUUUUUUUUCAUGUAAUUAUUAAAAGAACGCUGACAUUAAUUCAAUAAUCGAAAAGCAAAUGUUAAAUUUCACAUAUUUGUCUUCAGCUUUCAUAAAUCCGACUGAUUUGCAAUUUUUUUUUUUUUUUUUUUA